AAACUGAAAAAGAUAUAAAUUCCCAAAGAUUUAAACCUAAAAAGGGUUUGUACCAUAAGUAACCUAUUCAAAUCUGUAAAACUACUGCUUUCCAAGCACGAUAGUUGGGAAAUCGCGAGUAGCAGCAGUCGUCCCUUCCGGCAACGGCCUCGGAACCAGGCGAGUAGCAGCAGUCGUCCCUUCCGGCAACGGCCUCGGAACCAGAACCUCAAGAUGCCCGUCAGAUGGAUUCUUCACUGGCAACCGAGUCAAGGAUCGGUAGUAAACAGCCACAUACUGAACGAAAUCUCACAGUGCGUCGACACUUUCAGCGGCGUCAAAGAAGGAAGAUGGAAAUCCACCCUCACUUUCUACAGACCUAAUGUACGAGAUCAAUCGAUGAGUGCCGAAUUCCCUCGCGAUUUUCUCGGAAUAUCUCUCAUGGAACAACCUGAUAAAUAUUACUUCAUCAUUCGCGGUCAUAAGCUUGUUCUUGAGGCUGAUUCUUCAAUUUUGACUAUCAUGGAGAAACUUCAGUCUUACAAAUCUAAAGUUGCACUUAAUUUUGAGGGUUUGCAGUAUAGACUGGGUGACUUUCAGUUGAGACUGAUUAAAGUUGUUCCUAAUCAAGCUGAAAAUCUCAGAGGCAUUUUAAUGGAGAUUGAGUAUCUUCCUAUUUCUUCAAUUGAAGUAGCCAAGCCAGUUCUUGAAGAGUUCAUUGAAAUAUGGCGAGAAGUGCUGUCGAAAAAAUCAUUACCAGGUCAAUUCAUGCGAGCAGAACCAGUUUUUGCGGAAUAUGGGCUCUCUGACCGUUACACAUUUCAACACACAGCUGUUCAGUAUGCUGCUGCAUUGGCCCAAUUAAUUGCAUCAGUGCAGUCAGGGCAGAUAAGGAGUUAAUUAGAUAAGGAGUUAAUUAGUUAGUUAGUUGGGACCAUUGAAGACUUUUCCCCUCAUCAAACUGUGAAAAUGGUUUCUUGUUCCAUGUAUCCUGCUGUUAUUUAUUUUCUGAUGGUACAAUUGAGAGGAAGAACUCUUGAUCCUUCCUCUCUUUUACUUUUUAAUCUUAUACACUUUUAUGAACUUCAAAAAUUCAUCUUAAAAUAAUAAAAUAACACCUUUUGGAUAUCAA
Molecule: messenger RNA, 1111 nt
Organism: Lathyrus oleraceus (garden pea)
Lineage: Eukaryota; Viridiplantae; Streptophyta; Magnoliopsida; Fabales; Fabaceae
Product: mediator of RNA polymerase II transcription subunit 20a
Exons: 4
Coding region: 214-879 (221 amino acids)
Biological process (GO): regulation of transcription by RNA polymerase II
Cellular component (GO): mediator complex
Molecular function (GO): transcription coactivator activity
Source: RefSeq, a predicted model, not a curated record